GGACCCUAGGAUUGGGAAACUUAUCUAUUUAAGGAGGUGGUUAACUCUCAUUAAUCAUCAUAAUACAAGAAUUACAACUUCCCCCUACUUCUCUUCUUCUCCCCCCGCGCUGGGGCGCCUUUCUCCCUUCCCUCGCCGCAAGGGAAAGUAGUGUAUAUCAUCAGCUUCCCAGCUUCGACUCUGCUCCCACUCUCCGAAGUUGCAGGUUUCUAGCGUCUCUCCUUCCCAGAGUCACAACUUUCGAGCGUCCCUCCUUGGUCAGCGACUCAGUGCAGCAGCAUCAGGAUGAAUUUGGAAGAGAGAUUUAAUGUUAUUAGGAGCAUAGGUGAAGAGUGUAUCCAGGAAGAUGAGUUAAGGAAUUUGUUGGCAAAUAAGCCUCAACCAAUAUUCUAUGAUGGAUUUGAACCCUCGGGUCGGAUGCACAUUGCUCAGGGUGUUAUGAAGACAAUUAAUGUUAACAAGCUUGUAGCAUCGGGCUGUAAAGUAAAGAUAUGGAUUGCAGAUUGGUUUGCUCAGUUAAACAACAAGAUGGGUGGAGACUUGAAGAAAAUUCAUGUUGUUGGUCAGUAUCUGAUUGAGAUAUGGAAAGCCGCGGGAAUGAAGGUUGAGAGUGGUAACGUUGAGUUUGUAUGGUCCUCUGAAGAAAUCAAUUCUAGAGCUCAUGAGUACUGGCCACUUGUUAUGGACAUUGCACGGAGAAAUACACUUCCUCGAAUAUUGAGAUGCGGUCAAAUUAUGGGUCGCUCUAAAGAGGAUGAAUUGAUUGCCGCCCAAAUAUUUUACCCAUGCAUGCAGUGUGCAGACAUAUUUUUCCUCAAGGCUGAUAUCUGUCAAUUUGGAAUGGACCAGAGAAAGGUGAAUGUUCUUGCAAGAGAAUACGCCGAGGAUAUUAAGAGGAAAAACAAGCCUAUCAUAUUGUCUCAUCACAUGUUACCUGGCUUGGAAGAGGGUCAGGAGAAGAUGUCCAAGACUAUUGCAUCAUCCUCCAUUUACAUGGAAGAUGAAGAGGAGGCAUUCUGCCCACCCAAGAUGGUAGUGAAAAAUCCUUGUCUGGAAUACCUCAAGUACAUAAUAUUUCCCUGGUUUAAUGAGUUUAUGGUGGAGCGAAGUCAAGAGAAUGGUGGAAACAAGACUUUCAUUAGUUUUGAGGAACUUGUUGCUGACUAUGAAUGUGGUGGAUUGCACCCUAGGGACCUUAAACCCGCUCUAUCGAAAGCACUGAACAAGAUCCUACAGCCCGUGUGUGACCAUUUCAAGAACGAUGCCUAUGCAAAAGAGCUUCUUAAGAUAGUAAAGACUCCCAGGUUCGCAGACUCCCAGACAUCGCCAAGAUAGGCGUCUCUCCUUCUGCGUCUCGCCUUCUGCGUCUCGCCUUCUGCAUCUCCCUUCGCCGUCUCGCAGUCCCAACCAUCUCCAUCUGCGGCGUCUCACCUUCGCCGUCUCGCAGAGCCGACUCCCGAACCGAAAGAAAUCAGGUACUGGUAC
Messenger RNA from Cuscuta campestris, 1485 nucleotides. Lineage: Eukaryota; Viridiplantae; Streptophyta; Magnoliopsida; Solanales; Convolvulaceae. The record is from the annotation of a GenBank genome assembly.